Prorocentrum cordatum is the source of this 3877-nucleotide messenger RNA. Lineage: Eukaryota; Dinophyceae; Prorocentrales; Prorocentraceae. The record is from the annotation of a GenBank genome assembly.
GCUGGGCCAGGCGGUGUGCAACGGCUGCGCGCAGAGCCUGGACUACGCCUACAGCCACCACCGCGCGCAGCACAUGAUCGCGCAAGGAGGCGCCGCCUUCAGCCGCCUCAUGGCCUCGACGGGCACCGUCGCGGGCCAGGCCCUCGGAGCCGUCGCCACUGGCGCCGUGGGCGGGACCGCCCGGCUGGUCACUGGCAUGGCCGCCGGAGCCGCGUCCGCAUGUCAGGGCCUCCGCGCCCUCGACGCACUGGCUUCCUCGACUUCGGGCGCGGCCCCGAAUUCUGCACCUCUUCAGCGGCCUCGUGCUCUGGAAGAGUACGACAUUUCGGACGCGGGCAGCGGGGCCGCAGUGUCCUUCGAGACCGCAGAGUCUGGCAGCGAGCUGAAGAGCCUCAUGGCGGACAUGGUUUCCAUGAAGCGCGAGAUGGAGCAGCUCAGGGCGGAGAACGUCCAGCUGCGUUCGUCAGCCUCGGUGGCGUCGGCAGCUGAGGCCAGGAGCGGGUUCGCCACGCCGGACCCUGCUGCGCCUAAGCCCGCGAAGGGUGCACCCCAGAGCGGCCAGGCGAAACCUGGCGACCCAGCGCCCUCGUCGUGCGUUGCUGCCAAGCUCGACGCGGACGAUUCCGACGCGCCCAAGCCAGACGAGGACUACGAGCCGAAUGCUGCCCAGAUCGCCGCCGAGUACGAGCACGAGGAUAAGAAGUACCCCCUGGUCUUCAUCAGGAUCAUCCUGGUGCUCUUCACGGUGAUCCUCGUCGACUUUAUGUUCACCCCGCUGCUGCUUCGCCACAGUUCGACCACCUUCAGCAUGCGCACGCAGCUGCACUCCUUCACCACGCUGCUCCCCGGCUCAAGGACCCCUCUCAGCAUCAUCAUCAACAUGGUGGUCAUCAGGGCGGCUUCGGAGGACUUCCUCAGCAGCCCCAGGGAGGUGUUGGAGGUAGUGGUCGUCACCAUGGCGGCGCUCCAGGUGCCCCAGGAGGUGGAGGUGGCGGUGGGGACGACGACCCAGGAGGAGGCCAUGGCUUCGUUCUUGGAGGAUUUCUACCUCAGGGAGGUCGCGGACGAGCACCUGGGCCCUCCGCAGCGUGACGCUGGCCUGGGGGCCGUGCUCUCCAAGAUCAAGGCCGCGGAGCUCCAUCAGCUCACGUGGAGCGAGGGCGCCGUGGCCAAGCCGUCGAACCUGGAGCACUGGGUGGAGUCGGUUGGCCUGGAUCUGGGAGGGCUGCACUGGCACAUCAAGCGCUACUGGCCUCUGUGCCUUGACUCUGCGCAGCGCGCUCAUGCCCCGCACCUCCAGGAGGGCCCGCUGAUGCGCCGCGCCGUGCGGCCGAUCGCCAUUGCGCCAGAGCCGUUCGAGACCUCGUCCUUCCACGCGAUCGAGCUCCGCACCCUGCCGCAAGGCGGUGGAGGUCAAAGGGGUUACAACGAGCUUGCAGAGUGGAAGUUCGCGCUGAACCGCUUGGUCACCCACGACGCCAGCCUGCCUGACCCGCCCAUUCAAAUGGCGGCCCUGAAGCAGACCGCGAGCAAGCUCCUAGAGAGUAACGAGGAGUUCAAGCACCGCUUCUUCGCGUUCCUGGUGCAGAACAACUUCGCGGCCGGGACGGUCAAUCAAGCGCAAGUAGAUCUUCUCUGGAGGUACUUGGGUGCCGAGGCUCGGGAGCACUCGGGCGACGUCAAGGAGAAGGACCCCCCUAAUCCUUCGACGAAGGCGGCUCGAGCAGCAGCCGCCGCUGCCGCUGCAGCCGCCAGCAAGGGCAAGCCGACCAAGGGCGACCCGAAGGGCGGCAAUCCGGCCAAAGGCGACCCGAAGGGCAAGCUCGGGAAGGACAAGGAAGCCGCGGGAGGUAAGGGCGUGGCCAUCUGCCCGCGCUUCAACAACCUCGCGACGGGUUGCAGCGCGGGAUGGCCAUGCCCGAUGCGCCACUGCAAGUCGGAUGGCGCCCGACAAGAGCCGACCGAUGGGCGCUGCUUCAAUUGCGGCGCGGGCGGCCAUGACACGGCAGCUCGCCGCCAGCCGCGGAAGCCCAAGGUUCCGGCGAAGGCCAAGAGGGGCCAGGCGGAGGACCAGAAGGAAGCCUCGGCAGGAUCUCCAUCGACUUCGGCCGCUGGCGCGGACGAGGCGGGCAGGCCGGCAGCCACUGGCAAGUCGGCAGCGGUUGCAAUUCCGAGUCCCUUGACUACCAGCGACGUCAGCGGCAUCGUGCGACAGGAGCUGAGGUCCUUCGUGGUGGUCAAGGUCUCCGACGGCCCGCAGGCGAGGAGGUUUCUGGUCAAGGACGGCAAGCGCUGGAUCCUCGCGGACACUGGCGCCACCCACGAGCUUCGUGGCAUCGAGUCCUUCAGCGACGUGCCUGAAUGCGCCGCCCCGGCCCCGCUGGAGACGGCAACAGGGGUGGGAGAGGCCGCGAUGGUGGGAGACGUCGCGCAUGCGCUGGGUGAGGACCUCCAAUGGCGCUCCCCGCUGGGUUGCUACAUAGACGAGAUGAGCCUAGACCUUUCACGGAGUUCCUCGGCACGCACCCUGAGCUGCCCCACGGGCGAGGUCAUCACCCUGCUCCGCGAGAAGGGCGCGAUCAACAUUGAGGAGGGCGAUGCAGAGUUCCUGCGCGAUCCCAGGCACCAGGCGAAGCGCGCCACCAUAGAUGAGCGCAUGAGCGCUCUCGCUGCUGGACUCCGUCGUCCCGAGCUGCUUCAGGAGCACAUGGGCGGCGGGCGCAUCAGCGUUCGACCCGACUGCGCAGGGCGGUGGCCCUCCAGCCGCCCCGAGAACUCGGCGAAGCAGGCCGUUCACUUCCUUCUCGGGGCCUACGUCGCCGAGACUCCGGCUGCCAAGAGGGGCCGCGAGCGCCUGGAGUUGAUCGCGAAGGAGAACGCGCUCGCAGGCUCCCCACUCCCCAGCCCUGAGCCGACGGCGCCGGGAGAGUCCGACAUCGGUGGCGCCCCUCGACUCGACGCCGCGGUCGCGGGCGACUCCGUCGAGCAGGACACCGAGCUGGCGAAGAAGGUGGCGGCCAUGUUCGGGGCGAAGUCCUUCGAGGGCCUGGAGCUGCGGGCGAAUCAUGUUGGGCCCAGCGUCUGCGCGCCCAACUUCGGCCCUUCGGCGCGGCCUGGCUGGCCGAAGCUCGAGCCCCCCGGAGAACAGGAGGAGAAGCUCUCCCCGGGCGGCGACCCCAGCAUCGCGGCCGGCGACGAGGUCGAGAACGAGAGCGGCAUGGCCUCCAAGACUUGGUAUUUCUGCGCGCCGCUGGAGAACCUCAAGGCCGCCAGGCCCAACUUUUGCUACCGCAUCCAUGGUGAUCGAGCUGGGAACCUCACGGGGGGCCAGAUCAAGCGGCACUUCGAGGCGAAGAGCCCUCCGAUAGCUGUUACUUCGACGCCGGGUUUCGAGCCCAGCUCGAAUGGCCGGGCCGAGCGCGGGAUCGGCGUGGCGAAGCUGAGGGCCAGGGCAAUGCCCCUCUCCUUCGGCGACCCCCUGAACCGGCAGGCCUUGCAGGCGUGCGCCGUGCAACAUUCUGCGUGCUGCUCCAUGAUACACGCACGGGAUCGACCAGUGAAGCGCCCCGCUUUCCUUGCGAAGGUCUGCGCUCGCAUCAAGGAUGUCCCUUCGUCCACGUGGGCAGAGCGGGCGCGCGACGCCGCGCCCCUGGGCGUGGACGCGGAGAGCAAAUGGUUGAUCGGGCGGAAGGACCUCACCGCGAAGCGACCUGAGCAGCGGACCCCGGCGGCGCUCAAAACGUUCGCGGCGAGGAUCCAGGAGCAGGAGGAGCUCUACCAGAUGGAGUUGCAGAGGCGCCACCUGUUGAAUCGACCGGCGCUGGAUCUCCGGAAGGUGCACUUCAUGUUGACCACGGUCUCGGAGGAGUCUUUGAAG